UUAUGCAGCGCCGCGUCAGUAAUUAUUCGACAACGAAGAAAUGAUGUUGAAAAUAAUACUGUGUGGCCUUUUGGUCGCUGUCAAUGGAGCGCCCCAAGUAAGAAGAGGUUUCGAUCUCUUCAGGGAACAAGAAGCCUUAUGGAGAGAAUUCGAAAACAAUUUUGACAAAUUUGAAAAUAAAAUGCACCAUUUUUUAGAUAACAUCGAAAAAGUCGAUAUUACGGAUCGUGUUGAGGGUGAUACAUACGUGAUAUCUAUGGUAAUAGCUGGUCUAGCAGAGAGUGAAAUAUCGGUGAAGCGUGGCGGAAGACAGCUAGUGGUGGAGGGUCACAGCGCUGAUGGUUCCGUUAUAUUAUAUUCUAGCAGAAUGUUGCCGCCGUAUGUCGGUGAAUCGGGUAAUUGGACAUAUGAGAAUGAUGUUCUGAAAAUAGUUUUCCCCAUACUUCACCAGCCGCAGUCACCGCCUGCUAAAACGAGACCUGUAUUCGUCAACGAGAAAAAACCGAAUGUGAAACAUGAUCAGGGUGCGGCUGCUGGUACCGGUGCAAACAAUACAGCCCCUGAAAAUGAACUGCCACAGAUGAAAGAAAAACAAUCAAUAAAUUUGGACUCUGAUGUUGAAAUGGUGCAAGUUUAGAUUGGGAAGAACGGUGUAGUAUUUAAAAAAUUGCCUCAGAAGCAGUUUGUGACUAACAAAAAGGUACAUUUAAUUAGUAUUGGUACACUUAGCAUUAUAUGUAUUUCCGUUGUUCUCAACAACUGAGGAAAGUUCAAGAGCUUUCGCGUUCAAUUGAACUUAUCUAUGUAAUUCAAUAUCAGGAAUUUCUUAAAUGUAUAAAAUCGACACGAAAUUUGAUAAAAAAUUUAUAUUGAUAGUUUAAAAUUUAUUAGAAUUGUAUAUUAUCAUUAAUAUGAAUUAAUAAAGUUUUGUAUGUGUUUAUUUAAA
Messenger RNA from Zerene cesonia (dogface butterfly), 946 nucleotides. RefSeq lists its product as uncharacterized. The coding region runs from base 41 to 637 and encodes 198 amino acids. The record is from RefSeq and is a predicted model, not a curated record. NCBI's taxonomy places the organism in Eukaryota, Metazoa, Arthropoda, Insecta, Lepidoptera, Pieridae. The transcript has a single exon.